CCACCGGCGACGAUACCCCGGCAUAUUCCUCAGAGUGCCUUGUCUUUGAAAGAACGCAACUAUCUGGGCCUGUCGGAUUGUUCUUCUGUCGACAGUUCAACAGUUCCGAAUGUUCCAGAUGACGAGAAGGGCAAUCUCAAUGUCAAGGCUACAGAGCUUAGGCUUGGCCUUCCUGGAUCCCGGUCUUCCGAGGGAGAGUCCGAUUUUGGAUUGCCGAGCCCGAGAACACCAGAUGAGAAACUCCUUUUCCCGUUAGCCCCUUCAAAGGACCCUGCCACAGGGCAUAAGAAUGUCGUUUCUCGUAACAAAAGAGGGUUCUCUGACACCUUGGAUGAGUUUUCGGAGGUGAAAGGCUCCGUCUUUCCUGAGAAAAACUGGAUGUUCAAUUGGGCAGAAUCGAAUCCUGAAACUCCGCAGUCUGCUAGACAAGGAAAGCCUGGGAUCAACAUGAUGAUGCAUCCGUCCAAGAUUGUUGGGAUUCAGCCAGCCACUAAGAAAGAUGCCGUGAAAAAUGUUCGAGAAGAUCGGUCCAAUGCCAAAUCUGGGGAAUGCCAACUUGGCGGUUCUAACACUAACAACAAUGCACCUGCAGCCAAGGCACAGGUUGUCGGUUGGCCUCCCAUCAGAUCCUUCAGAAAGAACACAUUGGCCACUACUUCGAAGAACAACGAUGAAGUUGAUGGGCAGCCUGAACUUGGUCCUCUUUUUGUGAAGGUCAGCAUGGAUGGUGCUCCUUAUCUGAGAAAGGUUGACUUGAAAACAUACACUUCUUACAAAGAGCUGUCCUCGGCACUGGAGAAAAUGUUCAGCUGCUUCACCCUUGGACAAUACAGACCCCAUGGAAUUCCGGGGAGGGAAAGGUUGAGCGAGAUCAAGUUGAAGGAUCUUCUCCAUAGAUCUGAAUAUGUGCUUACUUACGAGGACAAAGAUGGCGACUGGAUGCUUGUUGGAGAUGUCCCGUGGGAGAUGUUUAUGGAGACAUGCCGCAAGCUGAAGAUCAUGAAGGGCUCUGAUGCCAUUGGAUUAGCUCCGAGGGAGACGGAGAAAUCGAAGAACGGUAUCUGAUUCAUAUCGGUAAAGUCCGAAUGCAAGUGGCUCAGACAAGCUUUUGAUUGCACAGUUCCAAUGUCCAGUUUAUGUUGUGUUACCGCUCUCUACUUCCUCAUUAAUCAUUCUAUCUAAUUCGUCUACUUUGGUAUUUGCUUUGUAAUAAUCUAUGAAGUUAUUACAAAACAGUGUUUUGUCCGUGUGGAGUCUUUACGUGUGUCGGCAUUUCGGAACUAAGACAUGCUCUCUCUCUCUAACGUGUGUGCUUGCUUUUGUUCAAACGUUUUCCGUUGUCUUGCUUACUUUCCAAUCUUAA
Tarenaya hassleriana is the source of this 1363-nucleotide messenger RNA. RefSeq names its product auxin-responsive protein IAA8. Lineage: Eukaryota; Viridiplantae; Streptophyta; Magnoliopsida; Brassicales; Cleomaceae. The transcript has 5 exons. The annotation marks the transcript as partial. Gene Ontology annotation, molecular function: protein binding. Gene Ontology annotation, biological process: regulation of DNA-templated transcription. The record is from RefSeq and is a predicted model, not a curated record. Gene Ontology annotation, cellular component: nucleus.